This is a messenger RNA of Aspergillus heteromorphus CBS 117.55, 387 nucleotides long. RefSeq lists its product as uncharacterized. The coding region runs from base 78 to 338 and encodes 86 amino acids. The record is from RefSeq and is a predicted model, not a curated record. The transcript has 2 exons. NCBI's taxonomy places the organism in Eukaryota, Fungi, Ascomycota, Eurotiomycetes, Eurotiales, Aspergillaceae.
UCUAUCCAUCUAUCCAUCCAUCCAUCCAUCAUCUACUUCCCUUCCAACCAUCUAUCCAUCAAAACAGACCAAAAACCAUGUCUCAAGAUCAAAACCAACACCAUGAAGGCCUCUUCGAGAAGAUGUUUGGCCACCACCACCACAAUAGCAGCAACAACAACAACAACCACCACCAAUCCGAGAACCAGUACGAGGAUCCCCAGCUGCAGCAACAGGGCCAGUCCCGCUCCCAGCCCUCCCAUCACCAGGAGGAGGGCGAGUUGGACAAGUUAAAGGACUAUUAUCAUGAGGAUGAGGAGCUUGAGAGAGAGGGGCAGACGUAUGGGGGGUUGAUGUGAGUGAGUAGUUGUUGUUGGUAGUAGUAGGAGUAGUAGUACUAGUACUAUC